Molecule: messenger RNA, 411 nt
Organism: Papilio machaon (common yellow swallowtail)
Lineage: Eukaryota; Metazoa; Arthropoda; Insecta; Lepidoptera; Papilionidae
Product: cytochrome c oxidase assembly factor 5
Exons: 3
Coding region: 122-367 (81 amino acids)
Biological process (GO): mitochondrial respiratory chain complex IV assembly
Cellular component (GO): mitochondrion
Source: RefSeq, a predicted model, not a curated record
AGUGUCAACAAUAAUUAUAAUUUUUAACCAAAAUUUGUGCAAAAUAUUAUACAAGAGAAUACAAUAAAAGGUGUAUCUAAGUGUAACUAACAAAAAGUAAUCUAGAGACAUAAACAUAAAAAUGGUUGUGUAUGGUCCUGAAGAUGUAAAAUUAGCAGAUAACACUGCCUGUGCUUCUAUAAGAGCCGACCUUAAGAUUUGUUUAUUAAAUAGUUCUUGUUGUAAAGUGGAAAAGAAGACUCCAAGGCAAUGUUUAAAGGAAGGACAGAUUUCUGAUGAAUGUCAUCAAUUACGGCAGAUUUUUUUCGAAUGCAAGAGGUCGCUGCUUGAUAACCGAAGAAGGUUUCGAGGACUCAAAGGAUAUUAAUAAAACUAAUAGAUAAUGUAAAUAUUUAUUUUUGUUUGCUUAGU